AUGAUUGUGAAUAAGCCGCUGGUGUUGACUUAUCUCUACCUUUUGAUCUACAUUUUGCUUUCAUCUGGAGUCAUUUUGUAUAACAAGAGGAGCCUCAUAACAGAGAUGCUAAGUAAAAUACUGAUUUUGACAUAUUUACAUGUUUAUUUAGUUGAUCAUGCCAUUUUCAUUUAUGCAUCAUUAUGUAUGACUCAAUUAAUUUUGUUGCAGUGGGUGCUUUCACCAAAAUAUUUCAACUUUCCAUUUCCCAUAACGCUUACGAUGAUUCAUAUGGGGUUUUCGGGGGCUGUGGCCUUUUUCCUUAUUCGUGUAUUUAAGGUUGUAUCUCCAGUCAAAAUGACUUUGGAAAUAUACAUAACCUGCGUUGUGCCAAUAAGUGCCUUCUUUGCAGCAAGUCUUUGGUUUGGUAACACCGCAUACUUGUACAUCUCAGUGGCCUUCAUCCAGAUGCUCAAAGCUCUAAUGCCGGUGGCAACAUUUAUCAUGGCUGUUAUGUGUGGCACUGACAAAGCAAGGUGUGAUGUGUUCUUAAACAUGUUGCUCGUCAGUGUUGGAGUUGUCAUCUCAUCAUACGGGGAAAUUCAUUUUAAUGUAGUUGGCACACUUUACCAGGUCACUGGCAUCUUUGCAGAAGCUCUUAGGCUGGUUUUAACUCAAGUUCUUCUACAGAAGAAGGGCUUGACGCUAAAUCCUAUAACCAGCUUAUAUUACAUAGCUCCAUGCAGUUUUGUUUUUCUGUGUGCGCCUUGGUAUGUACUGGAGAAGCCUGCGAUGGAAGUUUCACAGAUUCAGUUCAACUUUUGGAUCUUCUUUUCCAAUGCUCUUUGUGCGCUGGCCUUGAACUUCUCCAUAUUCUUAGUAAUUGGUAGAACUGGUGCAGUCACCAUCAGAGUUGCAGGUGUACUAAAAGACUGGAUACUUAUAGCCCUUUCUACCGUCAUUUUCCCAGAGUCUACAAUAACCGGGCUGAAUAUAAUUGGUUAUGCAAUUGCACUUUGUGGUGUUGUCAUGUACAACUACUUGAAGGUUAAGGACGUCCGUGCAUCUCAGCUGCCUGAAAAUAUUUCAGAUAGAAUGAUAAAGGAUUGGAAAUUGGAGAAGAAGUCAUCUGAUAUAUUCACACCAAGUAACAGCAGUGAUAACAAUGGAGGAGGUGGUGGGGGGAAUAUUUCUUCCUCUGAUAUGAAUGUCGAUGAAGAAGCACAUCUAAUUCCAUCAUUAAGAUUGUCGCACAUUGGUCGAACACAGCUUAGCAAGUAA
Molecule: messenger RNA, 1260 nt
Organism: Dovyalis caffra
Lineage: Eukaryota; Viridiplantae; Streptophyta; Magnoliopsida; Malpighiales; Salicaceae
Source: the annotation of a GenBank genome assembly